Microtus ochrogaster (prairie vole) is the source of this 3302-nucleotide messenger RNA. RefSeq names its product AKT1 substrate 1 (gene Akt1s1). The record is from RefSeq and is a predicted model, not a curated record. Gene Ontology annotation, biological process: neurotrophin TRK receptor signaling pathway; negative regulation of protein kinase activity; negative regulation of TOR signaling. NCBI's taxonomy places the organism in Eukaryota, Metazoa, Chordata, Mammalia, Rodentia, Cricetidae. Gene Ontology annotation, cellular component: cytoplasm.
AGGCGGCGUUGUGAGCUGGGGUUUGGGGAGGAUCUGGCUUUCUUUAGGUUGAGGGGCAAUGGGAAGGCGUGCGGCCAUGGGAAGGGUACAGUGUGCGUAGGUCAGGGGGCAGUGAUCUCCUUGUGACCCUUGGCUGAGUGCUGAAAUGGCUAACGCUCAAUCCCUCGUGUCUGACUUGCGACGAAAGCUAGACAAGCUUCACCUCGAUGUUGCAAACGGGCUGGGACUCUCACAUUGGAGGCGAACCAAGUCCAUGCGGUUGUGUUUUGGGGGGGUCCGCUGGUGGGUGAGGGGGUGUCCAUGGGCGGAACUUCCGGUCAGAUCCCCGCCGGGGGCGGGACUUCUUGUUUUCUUCCUAGAGUAGGGGCCUUGCUGGUCCGCGGGCGUGGUUCAGCCCCGGGCCGCAGCCUUCGGUGGUAGGAUCCCCCUGGGACGCCCCGCUCUGCGUCCCGUGCUGCAGCCGUUUCCUUCCCUAUCUCCCGUCACACCUGUCCUGGGAGGCCUGCACUUUCCCUCUGGAUAGCUCCCCCUUGCUGGUCUGCCCCUGCCUCUUACCUCAUAGGAGAUCACAGGCCUAGGAGGUCUGAGUAAGUCGCCCUCCUUUGAGCCGCCUUCAGAAGCCACUCAGCCUGUUUUCACACUGCUGCUGCUAGGAGCUGGGUCCUGCCAUCAUUUGCUCUCUCCUCAGAGAAGUGAGGACCCAGGCUAUUUAAUAGCAUACAGGGCGUGCCAUCUUUUGGACCAGUCACUUUUCUCGCCCUGAGCCUUAGCCUUAUGUUUCCAGCCUCCUUUCUCAGCUAGAAAGGGUGUGAGGUGUGAGUAGGAGUCGCUGGGUGGCUCCUAAAGCUUUGGUGGGACUUUGAAGUCCAAAGACAGCGUUAUCAAACCACUACAGCUCAUUUCUGCGGCUGUGGCAGGUGUCUGCAGCUUUCUCCUCAAUGGGAAGUUGGGAUGGGCAGUCUAGUGUCUUGAAGCAGGCAGGGUAGCGCUCAGGAUUGGCAAAGGGCUCUGGACAGUCUGUCCUUGUCGGUGGCCAGUUCAGCUGGUGGGACAGUCAAGAUCUGGUCUUCCUGAGUUUGGAGCUUAAGUCCUGAAAAUGCAGUGACCACCGCUCUUCAUGCCAUAGGAAGUGAGAGGUUGCUUAGGAAUGGUUAUCACAUUCUGGUCCAGCGUGUGAGCAGUUCCCACCUUGGGGAGUUGGGUGGAAGGUGGCAGGGUGGAGUCUUUUGAGUGUGCAGGACAGCUUGCAAGCUGCAACCAGAUUCCAGAUUCUGCUUCUCUUUACUGUGGUCCUGAUGCGCUUGAAUCCCCCCAGGGUGAGGUGUGCACUGCCUGUCAAGCAGGGGCUUCGGCUGCCACACCCCUGGUGUGUGGAACGAGGCACCAGUCCAUGGUUCCACUGCAGGAGCCAGGAGAUAGGCAGCGGUGCAGCUGUCAGCGGGCCCUGAGCAGCUUGCGCCCUCCUUCCCCCACAUUCAGCCAGAGCUCAGCCCUGUCCUAAGAGAGUGGCCCUGGAAGCCCAGCAAGGGGACUGGGGUGACCCAGGGAGGGACUGUCUCCCUCCCCAGCUGAGUGUAAGGUUGGCAGUGACCUGAGGCCAGUGAGCUAGCUGAGUGUGUGGUCCAUCUGGUCCUGAAAAGUCUGAAGGGCAGAGCUCCACAGCAGUGGAGGACCUGCUGGACCAAAUGAAGGAUGGAGGCUGGCAGGGGCCGGGGUGCUUUGCUGCAGAAAUCGUGCAAGUCACCUGUGGUUUUCCUGGAGCCCGGUCUCUGUGACAGUUUUGCUCCAGCCUCUGAGUGCUGUGAUUUCAGGGCGCGGAUGGCGUCUGGGCGGCCAGAGGAACUGUGGGAGGCCGUUGUGGGGGCCGCCGAGCGCUUCCGGGCCCGCACUGGCACAGAGCUGGUGUUGCUGACUGCAGCACCACCACCGCCACCCCGCCCAGGGCCCUGUGCCUAUGCAGCCCAUGGCCGCGGGGCCCUGGCAGAGGCUGCACGCCGCUGCCUCCACGACAUCGCUCAGGCACACAGGGCUGCCACAGCCACCCGACCAGGUCCCCCACCAGCACCACAGCCGCCCAGCCCUGCUCCUAGCCCUCCGCCUCGGCCAGCCCUGGCCAGGGAGGAUGAUGAGGAAGAUGAGGACGAGCCCACUGAGACAGAGACUUCUGGGGAGCGGCUGGGCGGUAGUGAUAAUGGAGGACUCUUCAUGAUGGAUGAGGAUGCCACUCUCCAAGACCUGCCCCCCUUCUGCGAGUCAGACCCGGAGAGCACAGAUGACGGCAGCCUGAGCGAGGAGACCCCCGCCGGUCCCCCAACCUGCCCCAAGCCCCCGGCCGCAGCCCUGCCCACCCAGCAAUACGCCAAGUCCCUGCCUGUGUCGGUGCCAGUGUGGGCCUUCAAGGAGAAGAGGGCAGAGGCGCGAUCUUCAGAUGAGGAAAACGGCCCGCCCUCCUCGCCCGACCUGGACCGGAUCGCCGCUAGUAUGCGGGCACUGGUGCUGCGGGAGGCCGAAGACACCCAGGUCUUCGGGGACCUGCCGCGGCCGCGACUCAACACCAGCGACUUCCAGAAGCUGAAGCGGAAAUACUGAGCGGGCAGCACGCCCUGCGGGCUGAGGCCGGCGGAAGGCCACUGUCGCCGUUGGUCUGUAAGCCAUGAGCCUUCUCCGCCCAGCAACAGGACGAUUCUUUGCGGGAUUGGCUCACUCCGGUUUGGAGCGGGGCUAGUUCUAAAACGCUCAGUGGGUCAACUCCGUCUCUUGCCUAGCAACAGAAGCUUUACCCGCGCAUCCUUGGCUCGCUGCCCAAGCACCGGAGCCCAUCUGCGGGACCAGGCGAUGGCUCCGCCAGUGUCCGGAGAGUCGCCCAUAGCCCUUCUCAAACCCCCCCACCCGAUUGGCCUUGGCCUCCUGGGGGCGUGGCCAAGCCCUCCCGAACCCAGAAUUGGCCUGAGGCCUUGAGUUUGUUACACUACUAGGGCUGGGGUGUUUGUUUGUUUUUUUUUGUUUGUUUGUUUGUUUGUUUGUUUGUUUUGGCCCGAAUCCUGACACUUGUAUCCGGUACCCCACGGGAUGGUCCGGUCCGCUCAGCCCCACGACAGCCUGUCCUAUACCCAGGGCGGUACCAGCUUCCUUCCUGUGUCCCGUCCCCCCACUCCCCCCGACCCCAACAGGUGCCUUAAAGGGCCCUCUUCCACCCAAGGUAGGGGGCCUCACUCUCCGGCCCUGGCCCUGGGUGCGGGAGAGUGGGGUGGGGGCCGGGGGUCGGGAGGGAUGCUCUGAAAUUAAAGUUUUACCUCUGGCUA